CUGCUCGUCAUGUUCCAAAUUUUUAAUUGUCUAUGUUUGUUAGCUGUGGUUUCGAGUUUGCGUGAUUUUACAAAUAAUUACUUAGCAAAUUUAAAGAAAACUAAAUUAACCAUUUAAUUUACCAAAAUGUCGGCUAGAUACGAUAGAGCUAUUACUGUGUUUUCACCAGACGGUCAUUUAUUACAAGUAGAGUACGCUCAAGAAGCUGUACGCAAAGGAUCGACCGCGGUCGGCGUCAGAGGUAAAGAUGUUGUUGUAUUAGGAGUGGAAAAGAAAUCAGUUGCAAAGCUUCAAGAAGAAAGGACUGUGCGAAAAAUUUGCUUGUUGGACGAUCACGUUGUUAUGGCUUUUGCCGGCUUGACCGCAGACGCGCGUAUUCUUAUCAACCGCGCUCAAAUCGAGUGUCAAUCUCAUAAACUUACAGUAGAAGACCCUGUUACAUUAGAAUACAUCACAAGAUAUAUUGCAAGCCUCAAACAAAAGUACACCCAGAGUAAUGGAAGACGUCCCUUUGGCAUAUCUUGUCUCAUAGGGGGAUUUGAUUACGAUGGAAUUCCGCAUUUGUUCCAAACUGAACCAUCUGGCAUUUAUUAUGAAUGGACAGCUAAUGCCACUGGGCGGUCAGCAAAAACUGUACGUGAAUUUUUAGAAAAAAACUACACUGCUGAAGAGGUUGCUUCAGAAAAUGGUGCAGUAAAGCUUGCAAUUCGUGCACUACUGGAAGUGGUUCAGUCUGGCCAGAAAAACUUAGAAAUAGCAGUGAUGAAACGCAAUCAACCCAUGCAAAUGUUGGACUUGGACACAAUUAAUUCCUAUGUGUCAGUUAUUGAAAAGGAGAAAGAAGAAGAAGCUGAGAAGAAAAAACAGAAAAAAUGAGAUAUUUUUAUAUUAACCACUUUAUUAAUACAUGGCAAGAAGUAACUC
Molecule: messenger RNA, 924 nt
Organism: Pararge aegeria (speckled wood butterfly)
Lineage: Eukaryota; Metazoa; Arthropoda; Insecta; Lepidoptera; Nymphalidae
Gene: Prosalpha4
Product: proteasome subunit alpha type-7-1
Exons: 3
Coding region: 127-876 (249 amino acids)
Biological process (GO): ubiquitin-dependent protein catabolic process
Cellular component (GO): proteasome core complex; nucleus; proteasome core complex, alpha-subunit complex
Source: RefSeq, a predicted model, not a curated record